Messenger RNA from Uloborus diversus, 3147 nucleotides. Its product is annotated as potassium voltage-gated channel subfamily H member 7-like. Bases 1 to 3147 code for a protein of 1048 amino acids. Lineage: Eukaryota; Metazoa; Arthropoda; Arachnida; Araneae; Uloboridae. Gene Ontology annotation, cellular component: membrane. Gene Ontology annotation, biological process: membrane repolarization during action potential; potassium ion transmembrane transport. The transcript has 14 exons. Gene Ontology annotation, molecular function: inward rectifier potassium channel activity. The record is from RefSeq and is a predicted model, not a curated record.
AUGGCAAUGGUGCAAAGCCAGAGCGAUGUGGUGCUCUCGCUUGGCGCCGAUGUGUUGCCCGAGUACAAACUGCAAAAGCCCCGCGUCCACAAGUGGACGAUCCUCCACUACAGUCCCUUCAAAGCGGUGUGGGACUGGAUUAUCCUGCUGCUCGUCAUCUACACGGCCAUCUUCACGCCAUACGUGGCGGCCUUCCUGUUGAGCGAGGAGCGGCUGGACAAUGACGGCCCCAUCGUCAUCAUCGACCUUGUUGUCGACGUCAUGUUCAUCAUCGACAUCCUCAUCAACUUCCGCACCACCUACGUCAAUUCCAACGACGAAGUCGUCAGCCACCCGGGCAAGAUCGCCGUCCAUUACCUGCGCGGAUGGUUCAUCAUUGACGUCGUCGCCGCGAUACCCUUCGACCUGUUGCUCGUUGGGAAGAAUUCGGAUGAGACGACGACUCUGAUAGGCCUGCUGAAAACGGCCCGCCUGCUCCGACUCGUCCGAGUGGCCCGUAAAAUCGAUCGCUACUCAGAGUACGGGGCCGCGGUGCUGCUGCUGCUGGUGGCAACUUUCGCGCUGAUUGCCCAUUGGCUCGCGUGCAUUUGGUACGCCAUAGCAAACGCGGAACGCUCUAUGCAGGAACCCAAAAUCGGCUGGCUGGACGCGCUGGCCAACAUGACGCACCAGUUCUACAACAACUCGCAAGGGGGACCGAGCAUCAAGUCCAAGUAUGUGACCGCCCUCUACUUUACCUUCUCCAGCCUGACGAGUGUCGGAUUCGGCAACGUCUCGCCCAACACCAACAUGGAGAAGAUCUUCGCCAUUAUCGUCAUGCUGGUCGGAUCGCUCAUGUACGCGAGUAUAUUUGGUAAUGUUUCUGCUAUCAUCCAACGACUGUACUCCGGUACUGCUCGAUACCAUACGCAACUCCUAAGAGUGAAAGAAUUUAUAAGGUUCCAUCAAAUCCCAAAUCCCCUCCGUCAAAGGCUAGAAGAAUACUUUCAACAUGCGUGGACUUACACCAAUGGAAUCGAUAUGAACAUGGUGCUAAAAGGAUUUCCAGAGUGCCUGCAGGCAGAUAUAUGCUUGCACCUGAAUCGAAAUCUGCUCAAUACUUGCCCAGCGUUCAAAGGAGCAAGCCCCGGCUGCUUGAGAGCCUUAUCCAUGAAGUUCAAGACGACGCAUGCGCCGCCGGGUGACACCCUCGUUCACAGGGGCGACGUGCUCACUUCACUUUACUUCAUCUCACGUGGGACCAUCGAGAUCAUCAAGGACGAUGUCGUAAUGGCCAUCUUAAGCAAAGACGACAUCUUUGGGGAGAACCCUUGUAUUCAUACGAGCGUGGGCAAGUCUAAUUCCAACGUUCGAGCUCUUACAUACUGCGACCUGCACAAGAUCCUUCGCGAAGAUUUGCUUGACGUUCUCGACAUGUAUCCCGAGUUUCGGGAAAAUUUUUCUACCAACCUCGAAAUCACAUUUGUGCUUAGAGAUGGCGAUCAAGCAGGAGUCGACCCAGAACUAUUUAGAAACAAAUUGACGUAUAGACCAGCAAGUGUAUCCGAAGAUGAGGAUCCGCGAAUUUAUGCAUACCAGUACCCACGGCCUAGGAGAAAACGCACCAACCGGCGAUCAGUAAUGUUGAGCGAAGGAGGCAUCCCUGGCUUCAGUGACUACGAAGACGAGGAUGACCACCGGCAAUUCAGCGGUAACGGCACCAUCGAGUUCACGCCGGACAAGGCAGGGCUGGACAUCACACCCGCUAACCUCGACUUUGUCGGCAGAGAGGCCAAGAAGAGUGGUGUCCGGCACUCCAUAUCCGAUGCUAUCGAGAGCGUCACGAACUUGACGAAUGCGAUGUUCGGUGGCAGCAGUUCGUCAAAGAUUCGCUCCAGGUGUCACAGUCCUCCGCUCAAUCCCAAAGGGUCUAGCGCUCAAGAUUUGAGGGUCGAGAUAUGGACUCGGCCUGCCACCUUAACACGUUCGUCCACCUCCCUCAAGCACUUUAAAGAGAGAGCACCACUCUUGGCAUCCUCAGAUCAAGCUUCGGGGAGCGCUUCCCUAGUGUCUCGCAAGAUGGCAGUUCUGGUGAGUCCUCUCCAGGUGCCGUGUGGUCUGCUUGGCGACGAAGAGCAAGGCGAAGAAGGUGCCGACGGCGACGUCGAGGAUGGGGAAGACGUCGAAAAAGGAGACGGCACUGCGUCGGGUCGAUCCAGGUCCAGGUUAUCCAAGUCCAGCCAUGGUAGACACACCACGACGAGCUCUGCACCACAGACCACGUCGAGUGGUCACAAGUCCACUUCAUCUUCGAUGACCAUUCCUCUUUCUUGUAGUUCCAGCAACGCCCAGACCCCGGGUGACGAACUCAGUCCCGACCUUCCUGUGGGUGAUCAAUCCACCGAUGAGCUUUGCAAGUUGGAAGUUCGCAUCGACGAUCUGUCGAAGCAAGUGCAGAAUCUGGAAGACAAACUGAGCACCGAUCUCCAGGGCCUGAUGCAGCUACUGAAUCAGCUGAUAGUGGUGAGGGGCCUGCCCCCCUUCGACCAGACUUCCUCCAUUCCAGCCGACCUUCCAGCACCCCCCGCGCAUCACGUGACAGCCUCCUUCCGCUCCAGUUCAGUGCAGCUGCCGGAGAAGCAGCCCCGGGUGCGUGUGUUCCGGAGAGCAGUAAGCCUGCAGGGCGCCCCUGCCGACGGGACAUCCCUGCGACAACUCUCCGCCAGGGGGAGCAAAUCUCAAGAAGAGCUUGUGGAUGAUAUUCCAGAGGCCAUAGCUGAAGAGCCGGCAGUCCUUCCUUCUCAAGCCAAAACCGUGCCUCCCUCUCCGGUGACAGAAAGCGUUCCACUAUUUCCGGAGAGGUGUCGAUCGCAGCCCCCUCUCAACAAGAUUAAAUCAAAGUCCGCCGAGAGCGGUUCUGUUGAAAAAAUCGAGCUGCAAAUCCUAACGACGCCGAAAUUUUCCGAACAAGAGGAGCCUCCCAAUCAAGACGAAAAUUCGGCAAACAGACUCCGAGCCUCCCCGACGAUCACCGAACAGCCAUCCGUGAAUGUUGCGCCUCACGACGUCUCUUCGUCGAAGACUGAAGCGAGGAGUCGAAGCGUCGAAGACUUACCAAAAAAGCCAAAAACGUUCGUUUUCAGAGACUCAAAGUCUUCGGACGUAUGA